AUGAUGCAUUUCUCCAGGAUCUUCAAAUCAUCGCCUCAUUGCGUAUCAAGCCCUGAUGGCACUUUGAUCGCGACCCUGACUACAGACAGCAUCAGCAUCCGGUCCAUCGAGACACUAGAGACCAUCCACAGUGUCAAGCUGCCAUCCAAGGUUGGACUCGCCAAUGCUUUUCUGUGGUCGCCAUCAUCUCGUCGUGUUCUCGCCAGCUUCGCUGAUCAGAUUCAUGUCUACUCGGCUCAUGAGCCUGGCUAUCAUGCGGUCAUCCGGAACCCCGCUUCUCCCAACUUUAAGCCUACCUUUGUUCAGUUUGGUUCUUCAGACAAUGAAGUCUUGAUGUGCUCUUCGUUUGGCCUCAAAUUCUCCGUUUUUGACCUCACUACUUCGAAAACAGUGGAAAUCGGCAACCCCAAAUUUCACCAAGCUGCGGCGGCCUCGCGAGGGUUCGCUCUCAGGCCGGGUUCGGGUCACUUGGCCCUGUUGACCCGUGUUACUGGAAAAGACAUUGUCAGCAUCCAUCAUCCCACAACGAGGGAAGUUCAGCGCUCCUGGCACCCGGAGACCGUGGAUGCCCAAGGCUUGGCCUGGACACCAGAUGGCCGCUGGCUUAUCAUAUGGGAAUCCGCAGCCCAAGGGCACAAGAUCUUGUUCUACACAUCCGACGGCCAUUUGUUCAAGACGUGGGCUGGCCCUGCUUCUUUCGAAACUGAGGACAAGCACUUCGAUUUAGGUGCGGGGGUGAAGCUCUGCCAGCUGAGCCCAGAUGGUGCCCGCAUGGCUGUGUGUGACCACACCAGAAAUGUGUGCGUCUUGGAAUCCAAGUCAGCAAAUACUGUGAUGAGGCUCGAACAUCCUUCAGCAAUCAUUCCCAAAGAUACCGUUCAGAUUUGGCAAGAGCAAAUUGGCAAUGCUUCCUCGGCUUCCGCUCACUCCUUCAUUAAAGCGACACAGUCUGUGUCUGCCCCGGUUCGAGCGAGUGGUGGAAGCGUAGAGGCCAAAGCAGGUCGCACCUUGGCCGUCUUCGACGCGUCGUCCAGUCUGCUGGCUACGACGUUAGAAGACUGGCCGAGCACCGUCUGGGUUUGGGACGUCGAGUCGUUCGAGCUUCGUGCCGUUCUGGUCUUCCACAGCAACAUCUCUGCAUUAUCCUGGCACCCAACGCAACGUGAGUUGCUUAAAAUCACUUGUGAGGGCGACAGCUACAUGGGCUUGGUGUUUGUUUGGGACCCGCUGUCGCAUGGACCGAAGACUAUCAACUUCGCAGAACACCUACCCGACACAAGAGUGUUUGGAAAACCGCAGGUAUCGUGGGUUGACUGGACCGGGGACUCCGCCGUGCUUCUGGUGGGAGACACUAAGCAUCAUCUCAUGGUGUCCCUAACCGAAAACGAUGACUCUGGAGCUCCGUGGCAAGAUGCACAGCGCAAUGAUUUGACCAUGACUACCGGCAAAGAUGAGACACAGUUAGACCCAGCUGCAUUGGACGAAUUCGACGAGGAUAUCUCCGGAUUGGAUAUGUCUGAAGUCGACGACACGUUCUCCUUCAAAAAAGUCUGA
Messenger RNA from Colletotrichum truncatum, 1554 nucleotides. Its product is annotated as WD40 domain-containing protein. Lineage: Eukaryota; Fungi; Ascomycota; Sordariomycetes; Glomerellales; Glomerellaceae. Gene Ontology annotation, cellular component: MWP complex; mitotic spindle; microtubule organizing center. Gene Ontology annotation, biological process: microtubule anchoring at mitotic spindle pole body. The record is from RefSeq and is a predicted model, not a curated record. Gene Ontology annotation, molecular function: protein binding.